Messenger RNA from Fonticula alba, 4085 nucleotides. RefSeq lists its product as hypothetical. Gene Ontology annotation, molecular function: protein binding. NCBI's taxonomy places the organism in Eukaryota, Rotosphaerida, Fonticulaceae. The record is from RefSeq and is a predicted model, not a curated record. Gene Ontology annotation, biological process: peroxisome fission; mitochondrial fission. Gene Ontology annotation, cellular component: preribosome, large subunit precursor; mitochondrion. The transcript is spliced from 2 exons. Bases 1 to 3588 code for a protein of 1195 amino acids.
AUGUCCGCCGCGCUGGGAACAUGGUUUCUCGGUGAUUAUCGCAUGGUGACCACGGCUUGGGACCGGCCGGUCCUGUACCACCGUCGAGGCGAAGGCCCUGGGGGUGCCCGGCGUCGCGGGGCCCCGCCCGUGGUGACGGCCGAGCCCAUCGGCACGCCAUUCCUCGGUGAUGCCGAGCGGCUGCGCUGCCUGCGCAUGUCCUCCGACGGGGGGCUGGUCUUCGCGGUGCACAGCUCGGCCUCCGGGCGUCCGAUCGAUGUCUUCUGCUCGAUCCCCGAGGCGGCCACACACCCGGACCAGGGCUCCGGCUGGCCGGACGCCGGGCAGGUGCCCUAUACAUGGGCCGCCUCGCUCGGGCGCCCUGGGUCUGCCGGCCUCGGGAGCGCCCCUCUUGGUGGCGGCAAGUAUGCCGUGGAUUUGGCCUUCAAUUCGACGCACGCGAUGACCGCCAACUCGGACGGCACGCUGCAGCUCUUUUCCCUGGGGCAUGUGGCCGAGGCCCUGGCCGGGGCCACCUUCGAGGAGCUCUUCCCCCGGCGGUCGCCGCUCCUGUCCCUGGCCGAUCCGUUGGCCGUGUUCGGGGGCCACCCGGCCAGCGAUCCGGCGGCCGUGCCCUUCUGCCUGCAAUUCGACCGCGAUCGAGUCCUCUCCGGGGACAACCAGGGUGCCCUGCUGGUGCAUGAUUUGGCCACCGGGCUGGUGCGCGACCGGAUUGCCAUCUUCGGCUCGGGGCCUGGUCUGGCGGAUCCGACCCUGCGCGGCGUGGUGCCGGGGGUGGUGUGCUUGCAGGCAGAUGACCGCCUGGUGGCGGCCGGGUGUGGGGAUGGCCGGAUUCGGCUCUUCGACACUCGAGCUCGGACGCGGAAUUCCCUGGCCGCCACGUUGCUCUGCCUGCCGCCGGGCCUGCUGCCGCUGGUGACCGGCGGCCCGCCGGCCGCCGACUCGCCCUUUGGCUUCCUCAGCCGACCGGUGCUGUCGCGUCUGUCGGCUCCUGCCACCGGGCCCGGUGGUGCGAGCAGCACCGCCGCCGGGGCAGCCCGCUGGGGCCCCUCCUUCCUGCGUCUGGGCAUCAACAGCCUGCUCAUGAGCGCGCAGACCCUGAUGACCGGCAGCUCGGACGGCGUGUGCCGGGUGUUUGACCUGCGCGUGUUGACCGACCCGUCGGAUGGGGGCAUCAGCUCCUCCGGCGGGGGCGCCGGCAUGUCACCGGUCCCGGUCGGCCCGGGGGGCGAGGGCUGUCCCUCGGGGCCGACGGCCGGGCCGGCCUUUCGCGAUCGGGCCUGCCUGCAUGAGCUUGUCGGCCAUACGGCCGAUGUGUCGGCCCUGCACGACGCUCUUCCGAUCUUGACCGACCCGUCGGAUGGGGGCAUCAGCUCCUCCGGCGGGGGCGCCGGCAUGUCACCGGUCCCGGUCGGCCCGGGGGGCGAGGGCUGUCCCUCGGGGCCGACGGCCGGGCCGGCCUUUCGCGAUCGGGCCUGCCUGCAUGAGCUUGUCGGCCAUACGGCCGAUGUGUCGGCCCUGCACUUUGUCGAGCUCGAGGGGGUUGGCGCCAAGCGGGCACUUACUGGCAGCGCGGACAGCACCAUCCGCGCGUGGUGCCUGGCCACCGGGCGCCUGGAGCGGACGUUCGCCGCCCACCGGGGCCCGGUGGCCGCGGUGGCGUGCGACGAAAAUGGCACCUUCAUCAGCUGCGGCCAGGCUCCGGGCGAUCGGUCCAUCCGCCGAGAUCGGAAGAGCACACGUACUGGCAGCGCGGACAGCACCAUCCGCGCGUGGUGCCUGGCCACCGGGCGCCUGGAGCGGACGUUCGCCGCCCACCGGGGCCCGGUGGCCGCGGUGGCGUGCGACGAAAAUGGCACCUUCAUCAGCUGCGGCCAGGCUCCGGGCGAUCGGUCCAUCCGCCGGUGGGCCUUCCGCAAUGACCCCACCCGGCAGUCGCGGGUGGUUUGGCGAAGCUCCUACGAUGUCGGGGCCAUGGUCCGCCAAGGGCACAGCAUCUCCGAGGAUCUGGCCGUGCAGGCGGCCGAUCGCCAGGCCACCGGCAUGUGUGGCUUGGCCAUGGCCACCGGCACUCCGGUGAGCCCGCUCUUCGGCACGAUCUCCCUCCGGUCGCCGCGGAUUUUGUCGGCCGCCGCUGCGGCCGCUGCCGCAGCGGCCGCAGCCGUCACUCCGAAUGGCCGGUCACACUCGUCGGCCCCCCUGGCCGGGGGGGAGGAUAUGCUGGCGGCUGCGGCGGCCGCGGCCGUGGCCGCCGCCGGUGGCAGCCCCUCCUCCUCGGCUCUGAGCAGCCCGCGUGGCGGGGUGGCCCGGCGUCGUCCGCCCGGUGAUCGCAUGGGUCCCGGGCAUGGCCUGGCCCUGGGCGGCCCCGGUGCCGGUCCCGGCAGCGGACGUAGCUGCGGGGUCGCGGCACGCGCCGGCGGGCUGGACGACCUUCCCCGGUCGGUGUCCCUGGAUUCGGUGCUGCUUCCGAGUGUUUGUUCCGGCACCCGGGGCUCGGAGCUGCUGAUGGCCGGGGGCACACGCACCGGGGCAACCCCGCUCCCGAUGGAACGGUCUGGCCCGCGCCCGCGUGCGGCUUCCAAGCUGCGCAACUCCUCCAGCCGGGCGGACAGCCGCAGCCCUGUGGCUGGCGCUUCGCCGGUGCCUCCCCCGAUGACGUCGGUGGCCAGCAGCGGCGCUGGCAGCCUCGGCGAUGGCGGGGUUCCCAUGCUGGCGAGCACGACGGCCACAUGCCGCAUCGCCGUCGACAGCAGUCCGGCCUUCGGGGGGGGCCGCACCCACCAGGCGCCCCACUUGAAUGCCCAGUCCAUGAUGGACCUUCGGGUGUUGGCCUCGCUGGGCCAAUCGGACGGCUGCAUCGGCUCCAUGCCGACGUCGGCCAUGCAUGCGACCGGCGGGGCCGCCGGCGCCGGCCAGGAGACGGCCCUCCUGCCUCCGGGACAGCGGUCCUGGAGUUCGAGCUCGCUCUUCCAGCCGGGCUCUCAGAUUGCCGUUCCGGUUGGCGACCCGUCCUCCGGGGCGAUGGCCGGCAUGGACUACUUCCAGCCGCUACAGUCGAGCAGCUUCGCCGAUCUGCCCUCCGCGACCGAGCCGCCCUCGCGCUCGGACUCGUGUGCCUCGCUGCGCAUGAAGUUCUCGCAGCUGGGGCACCUGAAGUCCGAGCCAUCCUCCUCGGUCGGGUCUCCGGUGGGCCCCCUUUCCCCCCGCAGCGGCCGGCCCCUGAGCGUGCACCAGCCAAUGGGUGGCGACCAGGGCUUGGGGCCUGCGUUCGCCGGCGCGCCGCUCCACCAGCAGCAGUCUCUGCAUCAUCAUCAUCACCACCACCACCUAAACCAACAGCAGCAGCAGCAGCAGCAGCAGCAGCAGCAGCAGCAGCAGCAGCAAAGCCCCUUCCGAAACCACGCUCCCGGGGACGCUUUGACAGGGCCUAGCCCGGUAAAUGCCUCGUGUGGGCUGACUGCCGGGACAUUCCGGCGCGCGCCGGUCGUCCCGGCGACUCCCGGCUUGACUACCGGCCCGAGCCGUAGCAGCAGUAUGUUCCAUCCUACCUCCUCCUCGCUGGGGGCAGAAUCACCCGAGCACUUGUGAGUGUGGGCCGUGCGCUGGGUCUCAGGGGUGGAGAGAGUGCCGGCACGCGAACGAGUGCGCAUUCUCCGAUCUUCGCUUUGAGGAGACGCCUAUCAUUACCAGCACAGUUCUGUCGACCGAUGCCUCCUGCUCGUCCCUGUCCGCGGUUGCAGGCCUGUCGACCUCCUUCUCCGGGGACCUGUUCUUCUCGGAGACCGAUGAUGCGUCGGUGAUCGGUGGUGGUGGUGGUGGCGGCGGUGGCGGCGGCGGCGGCGGCGGCCAUGGCGGCUCGAGUAGUGGGAAUGUAGCGUCCUUGAUGAUGAUGUCCCAGUCCGGGAAUCAACAUCCAGCCAUGUCCUCACCGCUUGUCGUCCAUCCGCUGGCGCAGCAGCAGCCAUUCGCCACAUCUCCCCCGGCGAGAGGGGGCCAUUGGUGAGAGAGGUGGCCCGGCCCUUGGAGAGAUCGAGGUGCUAUCAUCGAUCCCAUCUCCUUCAUGUCUCUCUCUCUCUCUCUCUCUC